Molecule: messenger RNA, 1050 nt
Organism: Dissoconium aciculare CBS 342.82
Lineage: Eukaryota; Fungi; Ascomycota; Dothideomycetes; Mycosphaerellales; Dissoconiaceae
Exons: 3
Coding region: 1-1050 (349 amino acids)
Cellular component (GO): mitochondrial inner membrane
Source: RefSeq, a predicted model, not a curated record
AUGGCGUUCAUGAUGCGGAGACCCUUUGCGGUCAUCGCGACCAUCGCAAAGGAAGUACCUAAGAACAACUUCGCCUCCGGAUUCCGAAGCUUUCAAACACAGGCCAGCGCUCCGGCAAAGCAGACCUUGUCCAAGCAGGCCGCGCCACUCCGCAAUGCCUUCGCUGCGCAACAACAACAGAGCCACUUCCUCAAGGCAUUCCGACAGUCAAAGCGAUCAUAUCAAACUGCCGCUCCACCAAACCCUCUCGCGCAGGGCAACCUCACCCAGCGCCUCAUCUAUGGUGGUGCUAUCGUUGGAGGAACUGUUCUCGCAAUCAACCUCGUCUUCAACCGGGAGACUCGCGACGAUGGCGGCAUGCCCCCAUAUGAACGCGCAUACCUCAACGACACCUUCCUCCACACUGGUCUCGGAGUCGGCAUCAUCGGUGUCGCUGCCACCGCCUUGCACCGUUCGGGAUGGUCUUACCGCCUCAUGACCGCCAACCCAUGGCUCAUCAUGGGUGUUGGUCUCGUCGCCUCUAUCGGAACCAUGAUGGGAGCUCGCAUGACGCCACCGGAGAACUACAUGCUCAAAUACGGUCUCUGGGCUGGAUUUAACGUUACCCAGGCUGCUCUCCUCGCUCCUAUGAUGUUCUUCAACCCGGCCAUCCUCGCUCGUGCGGGUCUGUACACCGUUGGUAUCAUGGGCUCCAUCGCUUUCGUCGGCGCCACCGCCAAGCAGGACAAGUACCUCUACCUUGGCGGUCCUCUUCUCGCUGGUGUCGCGGUCGUCGCUCUGUCUGGCCUUGCACCUCUCGUCAUUCCCGCUACUGCUAUCCGGACACUAGCAUUCACUGAGAACCUAUGGCUCUACGGAGGUCUCGCCGUCUUCUGCGGCUUCACCCUUUACGACGUCCAGAAGAUCCUCUACCACGCCCGCAUGGCCGAGCGCGGCCUCAUGAAGCGUGAUGUGGUCAACGAGUCCAUCUCGCUCGAGCUCGACUUCAUCAACAUCUUCGUCCGCCUGGUGCAGAUCUUGGCAAUGCAGCAAGGUAACCGACGACGAUGA